AUGUCCCGAGCUGCAGGCAUCUCCGACAUCCCACAAGAGAUUUUGGGGGUAAUCCUGGAUUCGCUGGGGCCAGACUCCUGGAAGGCAUGCUCCCUCAUUUCCAACCACUUCCGCAAUGCCUGUCAGAAGCGACUCUUUUCAAAAAUCUCUUUCGCGGAGUUCGACUUUAACAACUACCACACGGCGGAAGCAUUGGAAACGGCCAAAUUGCAAUCACUGCUGGACGUGCUCGAGAGUUCCCAUCGAUUAGCCGACUGUGUCAGGCUUCUUGACGUUCGAUUUCACCGUUGCCAAGAGAAUGACGCUCUGCCCACUCGUCUCUUCCACCGCUGCUUCCCGCUCCUCGUCAAUUUGGAGCAGUUUGACGUGGAAGUGUUUGGUCCGCCAUUGGAUUUGAGCGCUCUGGUCGAGUUGAACUAUGAUGCGGUCCUCCCCAAGAUGCGACAGAUUUAUCUCAGGGAUUUCAGUGUCUUCCCUGCUCGUUUCCUCGCCCAGUUCCCGAAUUUACAGUUCCUGGAUCUGGUCCAGGUUGGAUUUGGGGAAAUCGAUGAACAGGACGAAAUUGUUGGGAAGUCCAACGCCGGUUCAGACAACCUCGAGCGGCCAAAGCCCAGGGUUUGGAGGGUUAAACCAGGGAAACCGGUGGAUAUCCAGAAUUUCUUCAUGGCGGCGUUGAAAGACGUGCGGUUUUCUCAACAAGUUGUCUCGAGUAAUCUGACAGCGCUCACGCUGGACUGCUGGGAGCACUGUCGUGGUCAUGAGGAGCACGAAUGGGUACAACCCCACCAGGCUUUUUAUGACUUCCUUGUCGCAUGUUCUGGGACGUUGGAGAGGCUUCACGUUGCCUUCAAUUGGCAUCACCUCGGUGCACUUACGCGGUUGACGAAAGAUGCGCCGGUUCCUUUCAAGAGGCUUGAAGAAAUCUAUUUCAAUAUCCCAGUUGCUUGGGAGACCUUUCCUGUGCGGGACGAUGACUCGGAAGGCCCUUCGAACGACAUUGUGAUUGCGCCGUGGUUGAAGCAGUUGGCUUCCCUCACAUCUCUGAAAACAUUCUACCUUCAAAUGAACCUCCUCGGAUCUGUCAUUGGAAAUGUUGAAUUCGCCCGCCUUCCUAUUAUCGACACGCUCCUCGAUUUACAGUCCCACUGGCUCACUUUGCCUUCUCUUCCCUUUAUUCACCUCGCACUCUCACUUCGAGGAGACCCGAUUCAAGACCGGGACCGAACCUAUGUCGAAGACAGGUUAUCCAGAAUGAUGGACACGGGGAAGUUCCAAGUUUGUGCUUGGGGGGAGCCCCACGACGUAGAUGAAGCAUGGGCAUAUGGAAACCAUGAAUGUAGGAAACCGUACUUUUAUCGUCCUCUUCAAAGGGGGUUAAGCAUUGGGAUUCCGUAUACUCGAGAGGAGGUCGCCUAG
Molecule: messenger RNA, 1416 nt
Organism: Coprinopsis cinerea okayama7#130
Lineage: Eukaryota; Fungi; Basidiomycota; Agaricomycetes; Agaricales; Psathyrellaceae
Exons: 3
Coding region: 1-1416 (471 amino acids)
Molecular function (GO): protein binding
Source: RefSeq, a predicted model, not a curated record